Molecule: messenger RNA, 1267 nt
Organism: Sander lucioperca (pikeperch)
Lineage: Eukaryota; Metazoa; Chordata; Actinopteri; Perciformes; Percidae
Exons: 5
Coding region: 306-1109 (267 amino acids)
Molecular function (GO): zinc ion binding
Source: RefSeq, a predicted model, not a curated record
CAGAUGAUGAAAACACAUCAUUCGGAUGAGUCUAUUUCACAAUUCCUCGGAAUUGUUUAUUCAGAAUAAUUUUGGGAGAAGACUGAAAUGCCAGCAAUGUUUGACAUCAUGCUGCUUUCCAUUUCUCUGGGCUACAAAUGAAAGACGGAGCCUUGAAACCUGAACCUGCCCCAGAAGGAUUUAAGCCUAGAUUUGGAUUUUGGUUUUGAACUGUUUUUUUUAAGCUGGUUUUGGUUCAUGAUUUACAUUCAGUUUGAGGAUUCAGCGUGUGCAUAAAACUACUUGAUUCAGGUCUUUAAACCAGGAUGGACCAGGACCAGGUGCUUCUUCAGUCUUUCAGCCUGACAGAGAGCAUCCGGAUGAACACUAAUGAUGGUUUAGUCCCAGAACAAGAGCAGCAGGAUGAUUCUAUACCUGAUACCCAGCCUGAAUCCAACCAGGGGACAUCGGAGCCAAGGGACGAAAACCCACCACUGGCUCAUAUCGAGUCCCGCAUGAAGCAGCUUCACAACAGGCGCUUCCUUCUGCUAAAGAUGCAGCGCUUUAAGAAGAAGCCAGAGGACAGUGGUGACAGAACCACAGAGGAAAUGACCUGUGAGUACAGCGACCAACUGUGUGAGCUGGAGGCCAUCCAGAAGGAGCUGGAGGAGCUGCUGGUUAAAAAAGAGGUGUUGGAGAAACCGGGAAAUCGCUCUAAAUUCACAGAAUAUAAAGGUCAACAGGACGCACAUCCCAAGUUUUAUAAGAGUGAGAUACCCCAUGGGGGGAUCUACAUGCUACCGCCUCCCCAGCUGGAACAAGAGGACGCUACACUGGAGCGGAAAGUAAAAGCUAGGCCUGUGUCAGAAAGACCAACAGGCCCAGUCGUUCCAGUGGAAAGUCUUGUUGAAACACCAGCGGUCACCAGGUGUCCAUCCUGUGAAGAGAUUGUCUUCACAGAAACCAGCAGAAGAGUGGGCGAGGCUACAUGGAUGAUUUGUUUCUUGUGCACCAUCAUGGGGUGUGUCGCAGGCUGCUGUUUAAUCCCUUUCUUCAUGAGCCGUCUGAAGGACGUCCACCACAAGUGUCCCCAGUGCCAGGCAAAUAUACACAUCCACCAGCCAUUUUGACCUGGAGGUUACUACAUUAACAGCACUGGUGUGAUUUGUACAGUAUGAUCCACUGCGUCUGUGCUUGAGUGACCACUUCCUGUGGACUUUGAGCUGUCUGGGACUCGGCCUCUGCUGUUUGACUCCACAAGUGAUCGAAGCAAUGUGCCUGGAGUCAA